GAAGAGGAUAGCCGCAACAGGAAAACGCAGCAAAACGGCUGCUUGCGACCCUGCCGUGUUUAUCUCUUUUCUUUUUAUCGGGGAUUUUUUUUCUCUUUUGCAUGUGUCCAUUGGCGUCACUGCCUCAUCUCAGCUUCUGCAUCCCCCGCCCUCAGCGUCGCUGUUUAAAUACCACGGCACGCACACCACCCCAAUCUGCGCCGCAUCUCUGUUUGCGAUAGGGCUUUUGGAUACAGUGGAUCACAGCAGACACAAUGCACUUCUCAACCGCAACAACAAAGGCAGACCAUGCUGUGUCGCCGUCGCCAGAGCUGCACGAUGGCCCAGCACCGGCUUGGAACACGGAAAGUGACGAUGCGUCGGCCAUGGACGGCGACUCGGGCGUGAAACGAGGUCUGAAGAAUCGCCAUUUGUCCAUGAUGGCAUUGGCUGGUAUUAUCGGGCCGGGCUUGCUUGUUGGCGCUGGUGGUGCGCUACAGAGCGGUGGCCCGGCGUCGCUGCUCAUUGGAUUCGGCGUUAUUGGCAUAAUUGCAUUCUCCAUCAUGCAGUCCCUCGGCGAAAUCACAACCCUCUACCCCGGCGGCGGCGCCUUCAUCUCCCUCGCCGAGCGAUUCGUCGAUAAAUCCUUUUCCACCGCCGUCGGCUGGAACUACUUCAUCAUCUGGGUUUCUGUCUUGGCAAACGAGUACAAUGUCAUCUGCAGCAUCCUGACGUACUGGGUCCCGCAGGUGCCCAUCUGGGCCUGGUUUCUGAUCCUCUGGACCGUCUUUAUGGGCUUCCAGCUUUUGGGAGUUGAAGCCUUUGGUGAGGCUGAGUUUUGGCUAGCCCUGUUCAAACUGGUUGGAUUAACGGCGUUUUUCAUCUUUGCCAUCAUUUACGCAGCGGGCGGCCUCAUUGGCCAGUCGGAGCCCCUGGGCUUUCGGUAUUGGCACGAUCCGGGAGCGUUUAACAACCACGGCUUCCGCGGUGUGGCGGUCGUCUUUAUCUUUUACUCGACGUUUUACGCUGGUGUCGAGUCGGUGGCUGUCGCUGCUACCGAAACUCGUAACCCGGGUGUUGCAGUCCCUCAAGCCAUUCGUCAGAUCUUUUGGCGCAUCAUCUUUGUCUACAUGGGUUCUGCGCUCUUCUUUGGAAUUACAUGUCCUGCCAAUGCGCCCGGUCUGGCGGGCAACGAAGACCCUAACGCGAAAGCCCUCCAGAGUCCCAUGACUAUUGCGAUUCAAAAGGCAGGCUGGGAGAAUGGAGUCCACCUGAUCAAUGCGUUUAUCUUGAUAACGUGUUUAUCGGCCAUCAACUCUUCCAUCUACAUUGGCUCGAGAACGGUGCUGUACAUGGCGCAGUCGGGCAAGGCGCCGCGAUUCUUGGGCCGUGUCAACAAAUGGGGUGUCCCCGUCUGGGCCAUUCUCCUCACCAAUGCGUUUGGUGCGUUGUCCAUGAUGAAUGUGUCUGUUGGUGCGAAAAAGGCAUACGGAUACAUUGUCAACUUGUCUGGUGUCAGCACGUUCUUGGUCUGGGCAGCAAUUAGUCUCAUGCACAUUCGCUUCCGCCGCGCCUGGGCAACACAAAAGCGUGAUGUCAAUGAGCUUCCCUUCCAGAGUGUUUUUUAUCCGUACAUUGCGUAUUUUGGACUGGCGGCCAACAUCUUUCUGGCUCUUGUGCAGGGCUGGACUACGCUGUCCCCGUUUGUCGCAGGCGACUUUGUCGAUGCGUAUAUCCUGUUGCCUCUUUUCGGUGUGAUUUAUAUCGUCUGCAAGCUUCUCUGGAGAGGAGAAGAUCCGCUCAAGAGAAGCUGGGAUAUGGAUCUUGACAGUGGCCGUCGGUUGGAUCUGGAUAGAAAGGCUGGCGAUGGAUUGGAUGGUGGUGAGCCAGCCAAGGUUUCUGCUUGGAAAAAGAUAUGGACUAGUUUGUAAGGGAGAGGGAGGACAAUUGUCGUAUAUACACAAUAUUUUAUAUGUAGAAAGUAGAUAGGCAUUUCCAUGGUAUGGGCUCGUAGUAACGAGUUUGACGCAGGCGUUGGGCAGUAGGCCAGCGCAAGAGCACAAGAGAUACAUAUUUUCAUGUUAUAAAAUCGUAC
[Torrubiella] hemipterigena is the source of this 2074-nucleotide messenger RNA. The record is from the annotation of a GenBank genome assembly. NCBI's taxonomy places the organism in Eukaryota, Fungi, Ascomycota, Sordariomycetes, Hypocreales, Clavicipitaceae.